GGGCCUCCUUGCGCGUUACGCCGGCGGAACGUGAAGAUGGCGGCCGCCGGGGCAGGGAAGGUGGUGGGUGCUGCUGGCGCAGCUGCUGUGGUGAAGCCGAUAUUCAGCCGGGACUUGGCGGAGGCGAAGCGGCGCGUGCGGGAACUGUACCGGGCGUGGUACCGAGAGGUCCCGGACACCGUGCACAUUUACCAGCUGGAUAUCACAGUUAAACAAGGACGUGAUAAGGUGCGGGAGAUGUUCAUGAAGAAUGCCCAUGUCACAGAUCCCCGAGUUAUAGACAUGCUUGUUAUUAAGGGAAAAAUGGAACUCCAGGAAACAAUUCAAGUGUGGAAACAACGGACCCAUGUAAUGAGGUAUUUUCAUGAGACAGAAACGCCACGACCCACUGACUUCCUAUCCAAAUUCUAUGCCGGCCAAGACCCUUGAGAUAAACAGACUUUGUGGAGCUGUAAUUCUGUAUUUUCUCUUGCAAAUAAAGCCAUGUAUAUUGAAGAGCUCUUAA
Molecule: messenger RNA, 505 nt
Organism: Sceloporus undulatus (fence lizard)
Lineage: Eukaryota; Metazoa; Chordata; Lepidosauria; Squamata; Phrynosomatidae
Gene: NDUFA6
Product: NADH:ubiquinone oxidoreductase subunit A6
Exons: 3
Coding region: 37-429 (130 amino acids)
Biological process (GO): response to oxidative stress
Source: RefSeq, a predicted model, not a curated record